This is a messenger RNA of Ceratosolen solmsi marchali, 1422 nucleotides long. RefSeq names its product golgin-45. Gene Ontology annotation, cellular component: Golgi membrane. The coding region runs from base 61 to 1398 and encodes 445 amino acids. Gene Ontology annotation, biological process: Golgi organization; Golgi to plasma membrane protein transport. The record is from RefSeq and is a predicted model, not a curated record. The transcript has 6 exons. Lineage: Eukaryota; Metazoa; Arthropoda; Insecta; Hymenoptera; Agaonidae.
UUCUAUAUUACCAUAUUUAUACAAUUGAAUUUUAUUAUUGGUAAUUAUAAAUCUGUAAAAAUGAUAAGCGAAGAAGCUAUCUCUUUGUGCCCUAGAAAAAACAGCAUACAAAACGUUUCAACUGAUCAAGAUGUUCAAACAAUGACAUGUCCAACAAGAACUCAAGGUGAUGGAAUGGAAAAUAUUAAUCUAAAAGAUACAGCAGAAAUUAAUGAUAAAAUUAUGAAAGCAAGAUUAGGAGAAGCAUUGAUCUAUCAUCCAAUAAAUUUAAAAUAUCAGAAUUCUACCCGUCCAGUUACUCCAAUAGGGCAAAUAAUAAAUUUAGUACCAAGGACAAUAACUCAAAUAAAAAAAAAAAGACAUAUUCUUCAUUCAUUGAAAUCAAAGGAACCUAAAUUUAUUCCUUACGAACCUUACAAAGCUGCAGUUAAUCCAAUUAUACCUUUAGAAAAGAAAAAAAAUAAAGUAUCAAAGAAUAAUUUAGAUAUUAAUGUUAUGGUAGCUCAGUUAUCUUAUUUAAAAACUCAAGAAACAAAUAAGGAAUAUGAAAGUAACAAGAAAUCUAUAGUAGUUGAAAGUGAAAUAGAAAAUUUAAAAAAAAAAUAUGAAGCUGAAGUUCAAAAAUUGAAAGAAGAAAAUAGUCAAUUAGAAAAUCAACUAAAAUUUCAAGCUCAGGUAAAUGGUGAAUUAAAAAAUCUAUUAGUUGCAGCAGUAGGAGAAGAUUUAGAAACAAGAGUUCAUUUGCUAACAGAAGAUAAGUUACAAUUAGCAAGAGCUCUUUUGAAUUCAGCUCAACAUCUUAAUACACACCAAGAACAAACUGAAUGGUUGGCAGGGCAAUGUGAAGUCUGGAGAAGUAAAUUUUUAGCUAGCAGUUUGAUGGUGGAGGAAUUGGCUAAAUGGAAAGCAGCACUAUGUCAACGAAGUACAGAUCUACAAGAAACACUAAAGAGACUUUUAGAAGAACGUAGUAAAGUCAGAGAUAAUUCUUUAAAAACAUAUAGAAUUUUAAGUAUUUUAAGAGAAAAUUUUGAUCCUGUCGGAGCAGCUAGGCAACAUAAACUUCCAAGUACAAACAUAGUUGAUCUUUCUGAAGGUUGUUGUCAGUUGACUGAAUUGCUAAAAGUGCAUUUACUUAAUGGAAUGGGCAAAAUCAACCUUAAUAAAGAAAUUAAUAUAACCGGUCUUAAAAUGAAAACUCUGGCUGAACAAAAUGCAGAACAGUUGCUACUGAUCCCAAAUUUAUUGCUGCCAGGGAGACAAGAUGCAGCAUGCAGCGCAGUGAUGGGGGCAGCAGUUGCUUUAAGUGGACGUAUGUUUUUAUCAUCUGGACUGUCAACGACUAAUGAAAACAUAGCACACUGUGCUCAUUGCAGUGGUGAUAUUAAACAGGUGUGAUGAAAAAUACCAUAAUUAUAUUUA